This is a messenger RNA of Dermacentor silvarum, 546 nucleotides long. Its product is annotated as sex-determining region Y protein. NCBI's taxonomy places the organism in Eukaryota, Metazoa, Arthropoda, Arachnida, Ixodida, Ixodidae. The transcript has a single exon. The coding region runs from base 1 to 546 and encodes 181 amino acids. The record is from RefSeq and is a predicted model, not a curated record.
AUGGCGGUUGCUGAUGUGGCCUCGCACCCCGGCAUGGUGGUUGCAUCGUUGAGCAGCGAGGUACAGUACUGCUACCAGCUGCGAUCACGUGUUCUCCCUCCCCCAAACGCCUUGAUGCCGUUCGCGCAGGAAAAGAGGCUUUCGGUGGCCGCCGUGAACGCGAACGAAAACAACCGGCGCGAUAGGAGCCGCCUGGCGAAGCUGUGUCGUCCCCUCCGCGCCGCCGACAAGGAGCCCUUCCAGCGCAAGGUGGUCGAAGCUGCCGCUGUCCCCCGAAGGAAGUACCCAGACUACGCGCAUAACCCGCAUGAGGCCCGCCGGCGCAAGGAGCAGGAGCGCAGUGCCAAGCAGGUUACGAGCAAGCUGGUACAAGCUGGGACAAGCUGGGACAACGAUCAGCAGCUGAGAACUUCUACGGUCGCGGCCCAGGGUCGAGGCAGCCCGAAGUUACAGCAGCAGCUGCAUCCGACGUCAUUCGAGCGAGAGUUCUGGAUGGAAGGCGGCAGUAUUUUGCAUGGUGACGCUGCAUGGCGUGGUCGGCUCUGA